Cetraspora pellucida is the source of this 942-nucleotide messenger RNA. NCBI's taxonomy places the organism in Eukaryota, Fungi, Glomeromycota, Glomeromycetes, Diversisporales, Gigasporaceae. The record is from the annotation of a GenBank genome assembly.
AUGCAUGAUAGUAAAGUUACCAAAGCUCUUAAGCUUAUGGGAAAUUGGAUAUUAAGCAUAUCAGAAUGUGUGAAACAAGAAUAUAAAAAAAAUAUUUUAUUAUACUUAAGCAUAAUACUUAAUAAAACUAAACUAUGUCCUGUUAAUAAUCCUUCAAGCCUAUUAUAUAUCAAGACUGCAUUAAGAUUGCAAUAUAUUAAUAUUAUAAAUAUAAAGAACAAAAGCUAUAAGUUUACUACAGAUACAUUAACUAAAGUUGGAGAGGUGCGAGAGAAUAAAAAAAAACUUGAAGAACCAGAUUUUAUAGAAGAUUACCAAAGUGGAUUUCCUAGUUGUUUAUCAGAAUUCUUUAAAGGACUCAUUAUGGUAUUAAUAAAAAAAAAAUUUAAAGCUGCAAUACAGAAAAGAAAAGAAAGAGAUUUGGCAGUAAAGGUUUUUGAUAUGACCAAAAAUAAUAAUGAUAAUGAAAUCCAAAAUAUUUUUGGCACAUCAACGUUUACUGAUGAUCUACUUGUAAAUUUUGAAAAAAAAUUUCAUAAUUUUUUACAUACUCAAUAUAAAAACUGGAGCACAAGCAAUCUUCUUCAUGAAAUUGCACAACAAACAAAGCUAAGAUGUCAAGUUUCAUCACUUAAUGUUGUAAUCCUUCAACCCAGAGACAGUCCAAACUGCUAUGAAAUAUUUAAUUUAGCUGCAACUCUUGGUGUUAAGUACUUAGAUAAAUUAGAAAGUAGUAGAUUAUCAGGCAACUUGUUGAGUUUUAAAGUUAAUUUGGAUGGCUGUUGGCAUAGAAAUAGUCAAUACUUAAUUAGUAAGAAUGAAAAAAUAGAUAGUAUCGAAAGUGGUAAUAAUCCAUCACUUAAAAAAUUACUUCAACAUGUUUGUUUAAUUAACUUAACAUGUCCUGGUCACUAUUUGACACUCGAUGAAGCUCUUGAAUGA